GCCUUUUCUGUCUCCUCAAAACUCGAACUCGCAAAUUUGUUCCAUCUCCUUUCUCGUUCUAACCUCUGAUAUUCCCUCGUCCUUUUUAAACCUCGAACAAAACCACCAUCAUCAAGUAGUUUCACCACCUCUGCCAACCACCACUCCUUCUCCGCCGCCUCUGUCAAUCACUACUCAUUCUCCGCCGCCUCUGUCAACCGCCUCUCCUUCUCCGCCGCUGCUAUUCUCGGUGUUCACCAAUACCACAAAUCUUCAUUAUUAUAGUACAAUGUCCAAAGCAGAAGAUAAUGAUGAAAGGGAGUCUAUUGAUUUCUCUUGGGGUACAAAGAGAGGUCGAGGUGGCCAAAACAAGGGGGUGCAGUUCUAUGAAUCUUUCACCUAUGAUGGUGUGGAAUACUUUCUUUAUGAUUCUGUAUAUCUCUCCAAGGAAGGUGAAGCCAAACCAUAUGUUGGUAAACUCAUCAAAAUUUGGGAACAGCCAAAUAAUGCAAGAAAGGUGAAAAUACUUUGGUUUUUCUACCCUAGGGAAAUAUCGAAUUAUCUGAAAGGUGAGAAUGUGCUAGAGAAUGAGCUAUUUCUGGCGAAAGGUGAUGGCAAAGGCUUGGCGAAUGUUAAUCCCUUGGAAUCAAUUGGUGGUAAAUGCAAUGUUGUUUGCAUUUCAAAGGAUGAGAGAAAUAGGCAACCUUCCGUGGAAGAGCUUAAGAUGGCGCACUACGUAUUUUACCGCACAUUUGAUGUCCAACAUCAUACCGUUACGGAUGUGCUGGGUGAAAAAAUUGCCAUGACUGAGGUUAAUUUGUUAUUGAACAAAAGUGAUUUUCUGUCACUCGAUCUCCCUAUGGUAGAUAGUGCCAAUGCUGUUGCGGGCUUGGAGAACCCACUGAUUUCUCAUACAUAUACUCUUGUGGAAGACGGUACUAUGGAGUGUGAUGCCACUGGAGGUGAACUAUUGGAGAAAGUUAACAAAGGGGAUACAAUUUUAUUGGAUAAGUCAAAAUACCAUCCUGGAGGACAUAUUGAUGCUGCUGGACUUGAUAAUACUGGUUUAGUGGUGGGGAGGGAGAGAAAGUUGGUGAAUAAGGAUCCUGGUGGAGUAGACAAGGAUGUAGUUUAUGAUGAUAGUUUAGGUUCUUUACUUUCAAAUGACGAUAAAGGGUCAAAAGGAAAAAGCGAUGCUGCUGUACCUGAUGAUCUCGGUCUAGCUUCUGUACCUGCUACUGAAGUUGCCUUGGCUUCUGGUAGCAAAAGAAGAUUAAGAUCACCAGAAUCCAAGGAAAAUGAUUUGGACGAGAAAUAUGUGGUUCUACCUGUUACUGAUGCUGAGAAGAAAAUAUCAGAUCAUGUGAAGGAAAAUCACAGGGCUGUUGGUGCUGUUGCAAAAGUGAAGUCUGAUGACUCUAAUGACAAGCCAUUUAAGAAAGUGAAGAUUAAUGGCAGUGCUCUGGUAUCAAGUGACAAUGGUGGGACUAGCACUCCCAAAUCUGCCGCCGUCGCGAGCAAUAAGGGUUCUCAAUCUGUUGUUGUUGGUACUGAUUCUAACAUUGGAGGCAGGCUUACCAAAGAAUUUGAUGGCAUAAGCAAUGGCCAUCCAAAAAAACUCAAGCCAGUGGAAAAAUCUGAUGACAGGCUGCGUGAAAUGUCAGUCAAACAACCCAAAGAUAAGCAGGAGUCUGCUGCCACAGACAUUGCAGCUAAUAAGGCUUCACAACCAGGUAAUGAUGAUGUUGAAACUGAUGAUAAAGGCAACUUGAGUAGGAAAGUAGCAAGUACAAGCAAUGGCCUUCCAAAAAAGCGCAAGUCUAGUAGCACAAUAGACGAUAAAUCCAAUGAUAAGUUGCGUAAAACAUUUGUUAAGGAGCCCAAAGACAAGGAAAUUGAAGCUUAUGGUUGUGUUAAGGAAGUCACCGAACGACCACCUGACAGGAGUAAAUGGUUCACGGCAAGUCCUUGGGAAGGAAGAAUGAAAGAUGCCCAUGACCAAGGAAGGCUUGUUCUACUACAUAAUUUGGAUCCAACAUACACCUCCACAGAAGUUGAGAAUAUAGUUUGGCAUGGCUUUGGAGAAAGUUGCACUGGAAAGGUGGUUCAGCGUACUGCGACAUCUAGCCGAUGUUCUGGACAAGCAUAUGUUAUCUUCAAAACGCGGGAAGUGGCAGAAAAAGUCCUCAAGAAGUUGGACAAUGAGUGCUUUAUGCUCCCAAAUGGAAGGCCCCUUGUAGGCAGCAGAGAUGUUGUAUGCUUUCCUGGGAAGCAAUCUCAGUUCCCUGGUCAUUUGGUCAUACCAAAACCUCAAAUGCAGCGGGAAUCGAGAGAAGCAGUGUCUACAUCACAUUCUGCUCAGUCAAACACCCUUGAAUAUGAAAUGGCACUUGAGUGGCGUUUACUACAGGAAAGAUCGGAAUUGGCGUGGAAGAUGUUGUAUAAGCAACAAGGAGAACAGAUUAAAAAAUUGAAGGCGACCAUGAAAUCAGAAUGAGAUAGACUUAGGAUGACCAACAGAGACUAUAGCUCUGAUUUUCAAUUAGGAUUUUGAAUGUAAAACAUUUCUGCAUGGAGCAGAUUUGGUCUUCUGUAGGGAUGCAUUGCUGUUGAAUUUUUGGGUGUUUUCGGCUCAGCAGCUUCUAGAAACUUCUGUGAUGGAUGUUAGUGGCUAUGUUACUCGGAUUCGGGUACCCAUGUCGGACUCGGGUCAUACCCGUAUCUGGCUCGGCUAUUUUGUGAACAUAUUUCAUGAUUUUGGUUCAAGGUGAAGUGUUCAGGGUCCGUACCCAUGUCCGGGUAUUGAGGAUCCGACGCGGGUACUUCAGGUGAAACGAAGAGUCCAAUUAACAUAGGUUAGUAGUAUAUGUGCUGUGUGCACAUUUAUCACCUCAGUCCCUAAAAUGUACAUAAAUGUAAAUGAAUUUCAUACUCCUUUUUUACUUUGGUGACUGAAUCAUCUGUAUCUAAUUACAACGUUACUUUUAGCGUUAUCACCCGUUUCUCUUCAA
Molecule: messenger RNA, 2990 nt
Organism: Spinacia oleracea (spinach)
Lineage: Eukaryota; Viridiplantae; Streptophyta; Magnoliopsida; Caryophyllales; Amaranthaceae
Product: protein ANTI-SILENCING 1
Exons: 12
Coding region: 269-2476 (735 amino acids)
Molecular function (GO): RNA binding; chromatin binding
Source: RefSeq, a predicted model, not a curated record